Molecule: messenger RNA, 1496 nt
Organism: Contarinia nasturtii (swede midge)
Lineage: Eukaryota; Metazoa; Arthropoda; Insecta; Diptera; Cecidomyiidae
Gene: Arp2
Product: actin-related protein 2
Exons: 9
Coding region: 1-1197 (398 amino acids)
Biological process (GO): Arp2/3 complex-mediated actin nucleation
Cellular component (GO): actin cortical patch; Arp2/3 protein complex
Molecular function (GO): actin filament binding
Source: RefSeq, a predicted model, not a curated record
AUGGAUAGUAAAGGACGGAAUGUAAUCGUGUGUGACAAUGGCACUGGCUUCGUGAAAUGUGGCUAUGCGGGCAGUAAUUUUCCGGCGCAUAUAUUCCCAUCGAUGGUUGGUCGUCCGAUUUUGCGAGCGGCUAAUAAAAUCGGUGACAUCGAAGUCGAGAAUUUACAUGUCGAUGAUUUAAUGGUUGGAGAUGAGGCGUCCAAAUUGCGAGCCAUGCUCGAGGUGUCGUACCCAAUGGAGAAUGGUAUCGUACGAAAUUGGGAAGAUAUGUGUAAUGUAUGGGACUAUACAUUUGGCCCAAAGAAAAUGAACAUCGAUCCAAAAAAUACAAAAAUUCUACUCACCGAACCACCAAUGAAUCCAUUGAGAAAUCGAGAGAAAAUGAUUGAGGUGAUGUUUGAAAAAUAUGGCUUUGAUUCAACGUACAUUGCCAUUCAAGCGGUGCUCACACUAUAUGCUCAAGGUUUAAUUUCUGGUGUGGUCAUCGAUUCGGGCGACGGUGUCACCCAUAUUUGUCCAGUUUAUGAAGAGUUUACAUUGCCACAUUUGACACGACGUCUCGAUAUCGCCGGCCGUGAUAUCACACGUUAUUUGAUCAAAUUGCUGCUGUUGCGCGGAUACGCUUUUAACCAUACGGCCGAUUUUGAAACGGUGCGAAUGAUGAAAGAGAAAUUGUGUUACAUUGGCUAUGACAUCGAACAAGAACAACGACUGGCAUUGGAAACAACGGUUUUGGUUGAAUCCCAUACGUUGCCCGACGGUCGAGUGAUUAAAGUUGGUGGCGAACGAUUUGAGGCGCCCGAAGCACUGUUCCAACCACAUUUAAUCAAUGUUGAAGGUCAAGGCAUUGCUGAACUCGUAUUUAAUACAAUUCAAACAGCCGACAUUGACAUGCGACCGGAAUUAUACAAACAUAUCGUUCUAUCGGGUGGUUCAACGAUGUAUCCAGGCCUGCCGAGUCGAUUAGAGCGUGAAAUCAAACAAUUGUACUUGGAACGUGUCCUAAAAAAUGACAUCGAAAAAUUAUCGAAAUUCAAAAUACGAAUCGAAGAUCCGCCGACGCGUAAGGAUAUGGUUUUCAUUGGUGGUGCUGUGUUGGCCGAUGUACGAAAAGAUCGUGAUUCAUUCUGGUUGUCAAAGCAAGAGUACGAGGAGCAGGGCUUGAAUAUACUGAAUAAACUAACUCUACGAUCAUAAUUGUCACCGUUUGUUUUUUUCUAACGCUUAGCAUUAAGUGAAUUAGAUAAGAAAAUAAUAAAUUUAUUCAUAUAGAAAACUAUUUCCAAAUGAGAAGAUAAGAUUGUCAGCAAUAACUAUAUUAAUUGAGACGCAUCGAAAAUACACGAUACACUAUGAAUAUUAUAAGGUUUAAGACUUUACUAUCGUGAUGUUUCAUGUUUUUUCUUCUACUUCUGCCAAAAAUUCAGGCUCAUCGACAAUAUUCUCUCAAGUAUUCAAACAAAUUAAAUAAAUAUUGAACAUUCUAUGACAGUGCA